AUGGAUCUGUCCCAUGCGAUGACUUCAUCCAGUGACGAUGAAACCAGGGCACUUAGUACAUUGCUUGAUGUGUUCAGCUGUGCCUUUUCACUUGAUGAUAUAGCUGACGCAUAUAUCAAAGCAAAUGGCGAUGCCAACAAAGCUGGAGAUUUCUUAACCGACCUUCAACUUUCGUUGCCUCAUAUCAAUGAUGUUGAGUCAAGUGUCGAGACUAACCUUUCCCAUACUGACAAGGCAGUUGAAGAAAAGCAUAUCGAGAAUUCAGAUCAAACAAAAAUGCCAGAAAAGUUGCAUAAGUCUAGUGCUGCAUUUGGUACUGUCUCCAGCAUGUUAGGAAAAGAACCUACCAGGGCUACAACAACAGCGAGUAGAGCAUCAAAAAAAGACAAACCUCUUAGGGUUGAACUGCCUGAGUACAUGCGGGAUGAUUUUAAGAUGAAAUCUGAUGAAUCUGACUCUGCACCAAGGAGAGAGACUCUGAAUGACAGGGAUGUUGAGGAGUUUUUGUUUUGCAUGCUUGGUGAAGGAUUUAAGCUCAGUAUGGAAUUGAUCCGUGAAGUUCUAGGCAGCUGUGGAUAUGAUAUUAAGAAGAGCAUGGAGGAAUUGAUGUCAUUUUCUGAAAAAGAUCCAGACAAAAAGGCAGAAAGCAAACAUAACGUGAUAAAAGAUGUGGCAGUAGAAUGUUCUGUUCCAAAGGGAAGAUGCUUAGGCUCGCAGUCAACAGAGGGAACGCAGAGGUCAAAGCCAAAGAUUUCUCCAGGAGAGUUGAUAGAAGCAAUCUUCACUGUACCUGAACGAUUGGAGGAGGAGCCAAAAUUAAAACGAUAUGAAUUAGGCGCAAAUCGAAACAGAGUCCCAUAUCAGAAACCAGUCCUGAAACCUCUUGAGGACAUUUCAACAUAUUCUACUGAGUUUCCCAUCAAAGUUAUCUUAGGUAGCAAAGCACCAUCUGUGAAUGAGGAGGAAUACCAGAACUACCGCAGGGCUGCAAAGCAGCAUUGGGAUAUGAUGAAACAGUACUAUGAGAAGGCUGCUGAUGCUUUUAGGGAGGGUAACCAGAAAGAAGUCGAUUAUCUUAUACAGGAAGGCAAGCGCUGUUAUCAGAUGGCUCGAUGGGCUGAUGAGAAAUCUGCUGGGGAGAUUAUCAAGCCCAAGGAAACAGAGUCAAAAAAUGAAUUUUGUCUUGAUCUACGCAAACAAGAUGCAGCAAAUGUUUCUAGUCUCUUGAGACUCCAUCUUAAACAGUUGGCAAACAUUCCAUCUUUUGAUUAUCUGAAAGUUAUCAUUGGUGUUGAUGACGGCAGUUUCAAGAUGGGACAAAGAAGAAGAAAGGUGAUGAAGUAUGUGGAAAAGAAUUCACUCCAUUGGACUGAAGAAGAGCCCCGCUCUGGGAACAUCCUUAUCCGGAUUAAUCAGGUGGAAAAUCAGCAGGGAUAG
Molecule: messenger RNA, 1437 nt
Organism: Miscanthus lutarioriparius
Lineage: Eukaryota; Viridiplantae; Streptophyta; Magnoliopsida; Poales; Poaceae
Source: the annotation of a GenBank genome assembly